UGGGGGUGGUUGAUCGACCGUACCCGCCGUCGCUUUUCUACUCGUCCUGCCGAGCCCCGACAUUCAUUCCACCCCGAGCCGGCGGAUCCGCUAGGACGUGCCCGUUCUCCAGCUCGUAGCCAGCCGAGAAGGACCACCGAGGGACCGUUGAAGGGAAAACGAAGGGACGAAUAGCGGCACAUCGAGCGAAGGGCGAACCGGCGGUCGCUGCGACUGGAAAGAUGACGCACAACUGGGCGUGGUUGUUGUUGCUGUUCUCGUUGCUCUCGAUAGGCAUGUCCUUGCCUACGAGUCUGAUGGAGGACGUGAAGAAAGCGGAUCAAGCCAUGAAGCCGAAAUCGAAACGAGCGCAGGAGAUGCUGAUGUUCGGCAAUCAACAGAACCGGCAGGCCAACGCCGUUGGCGAGUCCUUCACGUCGAACGCGGAGAAACGGACCCUCGCUUCCUCGGGGCUGGGAGGCUUAAAAGCGGCUCUCGCCGAGGACGAUAAACCAUCUCAGUCCAAACAGCCCAGCAAUUCCAUGUACGAGCACGAGACUUACUCGCCAUACGACAGGAAUUAUGAUUACGGUAAGAUUCUCGUGAACGAGGUCGAGGAGGAUGGACCGCGCGUAUGGGACGUGCUACCGCCGUACUCUCGAUACUACACAAGCGAGGAUCGGCGCAAGAGAUCGGACAAGUCCACGGUGACGGUGCGGCCGAGCAGCACCACCACGCUACAGCCUCCGAGCAGCUCGUUCCAAGUACCAACGCCUACCCAGCAACCGGUGCAAGCUCAAGUUAAGAGGAGCGUCCCGUUCUAUCAGGAACCACGGUACAAGCGAGAACUGCCGUUGGACAUCGAUCCCGAUGACGUGCUGACUCUUCUGUCGCUGUGGGAAAACGAGCGGCGCAACGGGAACUGGCGCAAGUACGCUAAUGAGGAAUACGAAAACAUGAUGGACGACGGCGGUCUGCUCGACGAGGAAGACGCUAGGAACGUUCUUCCGUGGAUGGACGCGCCGAUGUACCCAUCGCGGCAUUAUGCUGAUACGUUGUCGCCCUCCGACAUUGGAAUCGUACGGACUCAUCCGCCCAGCUAUUACGAGCAGUACGGCAACCAAUUGGAGCAACAGUACGGAGGCGCGAGUCAGUACGGUGCUCCGCAGUACGGUAGUUCGCAGUACGGCAAUACGCAGUACGGCUUCCUCAACCUUUAUCCUCAACGUGCCUACUAUCCUCAGGAGAAAAGGUUCAUGAUGUCUAAAAAGCGUGCACAGAGCUACGAUCCCUACGCAGCCGCGCAGCUGCAGCUAAGUUCCCAACCGCGAAGUUACCAGUAUCCUCACCGUAUGGUCUAUUAAACGGCUCGCGACGCGGAGCACGUCCGGGGGACGGCGGGGAAACGGGAGAUCUCUCGCUGACGAGGAUUCUACCGGGAAAGGAAAAUAAUCAGUCGACGACGCAUUUCCGGGAGCCAUUCGGCGCUUUCCUUCGACGAACCGCUCUCGCUGUCGCUCUUCUUCAGCUAUUCUCCCUUUCUCGCAGAAAACGUGAAAGAAACCAGAAACGGCGCUCGGACGCGAUAAGCGAGAUCGUUUUACUCGUUCUAAGAAACACGGUGCUCAUACAGAGAGAAGCUUUCCUCGAGUUGCAAGAGCCGCGCUGAAGACCUGGGAGACUGGGAAGUCGAUUCGUGAACAAUCCUCCUGUUUCGAGACUUGGAAGUACCUCGAAAUACAUAUUCAAAACGACAAAUUCGUAUUUAGAAUAUGUUUUAUCUCGUAACGAAAACCAUUGGGUGACACACGAGACGAAGGUAAUACAAUAUACGUGGGCGGAAUGACGCCCCCUUCUCUCUCUCUCUCUUCUCUGUUUAAAACGUAUUUUACGAGACAGUGUGCAAACAUAUCAGAGUCCACGACUCAAUUCGAUUCGCCGUGCCGCUUAAACGUGAGUUCAUUUUCCGAGCGGAUGAUUAAUUUGACGAUUUCUCAAUCGAUCGCGGUGACGGAAACGAAAUGUCAAAAAAAGCUUCAGCGCGCUCUUGUUACUUACUCGCUUAAUAAUGUAAUGUUACGAUUUUAAGCUCCUUUUUGCGUGUAACGCGGGCGACGCGCCCGCAAUGACGCUACGACUGAAUCAUUAAAACAAUCGUAGUAUCGAAUCAAAUUAUCCUCAGGCUUGGUUUUACGACUUUGUGACUGAUAUAUGAUAUAUACAUAUAUGUAGCCCGAUGGAAAUAUUUUGCUGAAAGUACUAUGAAAUCGAUAAAAUGAAAAUUAGUGAAAAAAUAUUGUAUAUAAAAAUAAAUCAUAAUUUUCCUUGUGAAAUCGCAAUGUAAUACUGUGAAAUAUAAGGAAGGUUAAAGUAUACUGUUGACAAGUAAUAAGAAAAUGUUAGGAUAUUAGAUGUCAUAAAACUUACUAAAUAUAACUGAAAUUGCAUGACUUCUUAAGGAAAAAUUGCUGAAAUAUCGAUCAAUUUUUUUCCGGAAAUCUUGAUAAAAUGAUAAUGAAAUAAACUUGGAAUCGAUUGAGGGGAGAUUUCCAAAUACAUUUCAGCAAAUUUUCAUUAUAUUUUCAGUAAAGCUUCCACCAGGGUACAUGUACAUAUAUGAAGUGAUAGUUUCGUUCUUGAAUUAGCGUGAGACUAGAUGUAGGACUGUUCGUCUACUAGGUAAUCCGGACGCGGUAAGAUUCGGAAUCGGAGAGAAAACGAGAAGGCGAGAAAUAUUUAAGAAAUGUUUGAUGUAUAUGUAAAAGAGAUGAGAAAAAAGCGUAGGAAAAAAAAUCGAACGAGACUCCACUAUGCGCGAGAGGUAAAUUUCACUUCAGCGCUGUCUCUACGACAACGGGCUAACAAUAAGACGUUGGAAAUUUCUCCUUAAACUUUCGUGGCUGCGCCAAAUGCAAAGUGUCAAAAAUUAUGUAUAAAGAUGUCAGCGCGUUGACCGAGGUGCGAACUGAACGUCAGCUGGUUUAAUUAAAUCGAACCGUCGUCUUGUCAUACUCACAUCAGUUCUAGGAAACGAGGAGGGAGGAAAAAAGACGAAUUAAGAGCGUGAUACAAUACCGGACAAGUUCUCGUAAAGUUUUCUUCGAACCAAACACGGCCUUCCAUAUUCAACACUCCGAGGAGACUGAACAUCUCUAUAAUUAAUAUAGUUGUAUUCGUUGUAUGCGCGUCUUAUUGAGCGACGUAUAUACUUUUAUUCCUCACCGAUCCCCGAUUAACUGAAGAUACAGGGUGCCUCAAUGUUUCCCGCGCUUCAUAUUUGUAAAUUUCCCCGACUAAUUGUGACCUUCGAGUAAUUCGAAACUGAUUUGCUUCCAGUAAGCAAAUUAAUCGCAGACUGCGCGCAGAUUGCGCCGUCAGAAAUUUGGAGCUCGAAAUCUGUUUGCGCAUCUGUUUUGGCUAUCUAGUUGGUCAAGAUCUCAUCGAAGAGUUUGAAAUAGAAACUUGAAGCACUCUGUCAAGGUAAUAUUUCGCAUUCUCGAUCACGACGGUGAGGAACCGUUCAUGAUUUUGUUUUCUACAUUUACCUAUUGUUCAGCGUAGUUAGGUUUAGCUAAUAGUAAUAUAUAAGUUUGAUCAGGAACAUUCAGUAUUCGCUAUGUGCAAUUAAUGUUAUUAUACUGAACGGACGAUGAUUACUAUUAUUGUAAAUGAAAGAGGAUCAGCCAAUUGUAGCUUUACUCUUUUCGAAUAAUCUCGCAACGACGCACGAUCGAUGUUCAAAGCAAGUUUUGCCGAAAGCGUGUAUUUUUGUUACGUAUCGCAGCAAAAAGGGCAGCAGCAUGCCGUUUAAUACACGUACAUAAUUUUCCACAUGUAAUUUCCCCGUUUACACGUUUCUGCGUCUCUUCCUGUUAUUAAUAAUAUUUGCGCGCCAAUAUUAUAUAUACACAUAUACACACACACACACACACACACACACACACA
This is a messenger RNA of Dinoponera quadriceps, 3924 nucleotides long. RefSeq names its product prohormone-2-like. Lineage: Eukaryota; Metazoa; Arthropoda; Insecta; Hymenoptera; Formicidae. The transcript is spliced from 9 exons. The coding region runs from base 222 to 1343 and encodes 373 amino acids. The record is from RefSeq and is a predicted model, not a curated record.